Naegleria fowleri is the source of this 480-nucleotide messenger RNA. RefSeq lists its product as uncharacterized. Lineage: Eukaryota; Heterolobosea; Eutetramitea; Acrasida; Naegleriidae. Gene Ontology annotation, molecular function: glutathione transferase activity. The coding region runs from base 1 to 480 and encodes 159 amino acids. The transcript has 2 exons. The record is from RefSeq and is a predicted model, not a curated record. Gene Ontology annotation, biological process: glutathione metabolic process.
AUGUCUCAAUACAUCCUCCAUUAUUUCAAUAUCCAAGCAAGAGCAGAAGCUGCCUAUUUGAUCGCUCUCCAAGGUCAAAUUCCAAACUUUGAACGCAAAUUCGUUUCAAGCUUUGCCGAGAGUGAGUUGAAAAAGCAAGCUCCAUUCGGACAAGUCCCAUUGCUCGAAAUUGUUUCCUCCAAUACUUUACUCGCUCAGUCCAUUGCCAUUUGCCAAUAUUUGGCAGAGCUUGGAAAACUUCUACCAUCUCAACAAGCUGAAAACUCAUCCGAACAAGGAGCCUUGUUAGAUGCCAUUGCUUUGCAAUAUGUGCUCGGAGUAGAUGAAUUCCGUUCUGAAGCCUAUCGUUUGCAUAGAAACACGACCGAAGAAUCAAAAGACAAUGAUAUGAAAACAUGGAAGGAAGGAAGAAUGCUCUUCUUCUUGGGCAAGUUUGAAUCCUUUUUGGAAAAAAUCAAAGAAUGGUUUCUUGGUCGGUAA